Messenger RNA from Anguilla anguilla (European eel), 2268 nucleotides. RefSeq names its product ArfGAP with dual PH domains 2 (gene adap2). The coding region runs from base 354 to 1514 and encodes 386 amino acids. The record is from RefSeq and is a predicted model, not a curated record. Gene Ontology annotation, cellular component: plasma membrane; intracellular membrane-bounded organelle. Gene Ontology annotation, biological process: positive regulation of GTPase activity. NCBI's taxonomy places the organism in Eukaryota, Metazoa, Chordata, Actinopteri, Anguilliformes, Anguillidae. The transcript is spliced from 11 exons. Gene Ontology annotation, molecular function: phosphatidylinositol bisphosphate binding; GTPase activator activity.
UUCCACCCAAGCUUUCAAACCAGAUGUUUGAAACGCAUGAAGUGCAGUAGCCUACGCGCAGGCGUUCAGACGCCGCUACACACGGGCUACGUCGCGUAUUCGCAUUGUCAAUAUUGAAAUCGGAUGAGUAAAAGGCGUCGCUUGACUUGUUAGUAGGCUAGUUUUUCAAAUUGCCGAUACAUUGGAAAGAAAUCUUUGGAUAACUUGGCUGUUUUUGAAGAGAAACGUAAUGUUUUAUUUAGUAAAAAAUCGAUGAAUCUGUUUUUAAAGAUGUCUCAUACUUUGUUAAACAGACAUCAACAGGUGGCUAUCUAACCGAAACUUCUUAAGUCGGUAAGGGGCGCAUUUUCCCUAUGGCUAAUCAUGACAGAAAUAAGAAGAUAUUGUUGGACUUGGUGAAAAAACCUGAUAACAGCCGUUGCGCCGACUGUGAAGCUCCGGACCCGGACUGGGCGUCUUACAAACUGGGCACCUUUGUGUGUCUCACCUGCACCGGAACACACCGGAACCUCUCCAACAUCAGCCGCAUCAAAUCCAUACACCUGGACUUCUGGGAUGAUGAGCUGGUAGAGUUCAUGAGAGCCAAUGGAAACGCCUCCGCGAGAGCAUUUUACGAAAUGGCCGUCCCUCCUUUCUACUAUCGCCCGCGGCAACAGGACUGCGCGGUCCUACGGGAACAGUGGAUCAGAGCCAAAUAUGAAAGGCAGGAAUUCACCAGUCAAGGCAAGCACCUUCAGCAGGCCUAUAGCUCAGGCCUGUAUGAGGGGUCCCUGUGGAAGAAAGGAAGGGACAACGGACACUAUCUGAAGAGGAGAUUUGUUCUGUCUGAGAAGGAUUUCACACUCAGAUACUUCACCACUGACAGUCAAACCAAAGGCCCCAAAGCAGUCAUCGCGGUGAAGACCCUGAACGCCACCUUCCAGCCGGAGAAGAUCGGCCACCCGCACGGCCUCCAGCUGACCUACCUGUGUGAAGACCACACCCGGAAUCUGUUUGUGUACCAUGACGACGCCCAGGAGAUCGUGAACUGGUUCAGUGCAAUUCGAGCGAUCCGUUUGGCCUACCUGAAGACGGCGUUCCCCAUGGCCAGCGACAGUGAACUGUUGCCCUGGAUAACCAGGAAUUACCUGAAAGAGGGUUACAUGGAGAAGACUGGUCCACUGCAACGAGAGCCGUUCAAGAAGAGGUGGUUUGUGCUCGACGCUGCGGACAGGAAGUUGCUCUAUUUUAAAACUCAGCUGGACGCGGUGGAGCUGGGCGCGGUGUUCAUCGGCCCGGAGAGCCAGGGCUACUCCACGGGGGAGUGCGAGCCGAGGGGCACCCGCGGCAACAAGUGGAAGUUCGGCAUCAUCGUGGAGACGCCAGACCGGCAGUUUGUCUUCAUGUGCGAGCAGGAGCGCGAGCAGAAGGAGUGGGUGGCGGCCUUCUGCCAGGUCAUCUCCCGGCCUAUGCUCCCACAGGACUACACCAGUAAGCCCCACCCACUGCCCCCCAGGACUACACCACUGAGGUGAACUUGAGGAGGCGAAGAUGACUGCAGGAGACUCCUCACGCGGAGGAGACAUGAGCCCAGAGACUCCUCACACAGUUGAGACUGGAGCCCAGAGACUCCUCACGCGGAGGAGUCUGGAAUGCGCACAGCCAGCCAAACGACUCCGGACAGGGUGACGACCUCAAGGUCUGGAGGCGAACCACGGGAGCAAGAUGAACAGGUUCCCACGGUUACGGCCUGCUCCUUGGCAUGAACGGGAGACCAGCCUUAAUAUCACCCACCUGCUGAUCACUGAUAAUGGACUUCAGAACUUCGUUUCCUGGACCUUUACCUCUGGACACCUGGCUACAGUAUUAAAAGAAGUCUUUAAGGGAUCUGUACAUGUUGCAAAUCUGCAUUAGCUUUCAAUAUGGCGGGUGCUGUUGGCUGUUAACUUUGGAGGCUACAAAGAUUAGGUGAACGACAAUCUAGAUCUGACAUAAAAUUUUAAAUAAUUUAUUUGGGGGGUGGGGAGGGGCCACACCAGUGCAUGGGAGCCUGUCGUUCAGAACUGGUUCUGACUGCCCAAAUAAGGAACUGGUCUUCAAAAACACAGCGAUUUUAGUGACAGGCAAAUGAAGUUUGCUGAAAAAUAUAUUACGACAUGCUUCCUUUCUGACACGCUGCAUGCAGAACAUCCUACUGAAAAAGUUAGUUUGACACCAAGAGGUUAGAUGCGUUCCUCUUUCGCAAGAAAAUUAAAACUGUGGAUUGUUCCGCCAGAUUGAAAGUUUGUG